AAUGUUUUUGUAUGCAUGAUGUACGUCAGUUCCUAGCAGGCGAUGUCAGAACUUCAUCAGAAAAGUUGAUAAAAAGAGUAUAAACAUUUAUAGUGUCUUCUAAAAUAGUGUAGUCGAGUAAAGAUGUCGGUGAAAAUCGGCCAGAGGGUUGAAAUUGCUGGCAAGGAUUGCCAGGGCGUUAUCGCCUAUGUUGGUCAUCCAGCUUUUGCUGCAGGCAAGUGGAUUGGUGUCAUUCUUGAUGAGCCAAAAGGGAGAAAUAAUGGCACCAUCAAAGGGCAGUUUUAUUUUAAGUGUCCUGACAAUCAUGGAAUGUUUGUGAGGCAAACUCAAUUAAUCAUGCUUGAUGAUGCUGGGAAUAGACAGGAUUCUGCAAGCCCAGCCUUAUCUGCUAGUGCUAGUGGUCAAACUACUCCAGAUGAAGUUGGAGCAUCAAGAGCAAGAAGUCGUCUAACAACUGCUGCAGUACGACAAAGGAAUCAACCAACAGCUGUUCGGAGAAAAACGUCACCAGCAAAAGUUAUACAACAUACAGAAAAACUUUCAGGCUCUAGAUUAUCGUUGAGUGGUAGCAGAACUCAAUUGAAGGCUCCUAGUACCGAAAACCUUAGCACAACUAGUGGCUAUGAACGUAAGGAUGCCGGAGAGUCUCACAUACCCGCACCGAUGACAGUGAUCAAACGAGCUUCUUUCAUCGAGAAAAAUCCUAGCACGAGUGCCGCUUCCAGCAAAAAAUCAAAGACGUCCGAAGAACACGACAAUACGGGCUUUGUAGAAAAUCUAAAGCCACAAUUCGUUCCUGGUCAGGCAAUAGGUCCAAGUGCAAUAUCCAACACGAUGGAAGAGAAACUUUCGCUUCUUCAAGCUCAGCAAGAAAAUGAUAAUCUGAAAGCACAAAUAAAGGAUUUGAACGAACGCAUCGAAGUGUUGCGCGUGAAGAGGAUGCAAGACAAAGACAAGAUGAAGGAGUUUGAAAAGGUUCGACUGCAGUGCGAGCAGCUCAUCGAAUUUAAAAAUAAAGUCAUGGAGACUCAGGCUUCUUUGCAAAGAGAUUUACAAAGGGCUCGUCAAGAGGCUCGAGACGCUCACGCGGCCCGCGAGCAAUAUCAGGAUGAAAUGGCUGAUUUGUCUGAAACCGUAGAAAUGGCUACGCUCGACAAGGAAAUGGCCGAGGAAAAGGCCGAAACUCUACAAAUUGAGCUCGAACAACUGAAAGAAAAGCUCGAGGAGCAAUCGUUGGAUCUGGAAAUUUUACGCAAUGAAAUGUCAGAAAAGAUGGGCAGCGGAGGUGUGAGAGAAAAUGCCACGAGUUUUGAAGUCAAACAAUUGGAGCAGCAAAAUACCAGGCUUCGCGAGACUCUUGUGAGAAUGCGAGAUUUAUCGGCUCACGAGAAACACGAGUUCCAAAAAUUACAAAAAGAUCUCGAGCAAAAGAAAUCGGAAAUUCUGGAGCUGAGCAGAACAAAAGAGAAGCUUUCCGCUCGAGUUGAGGAGAUGGAGCAUCAAAUAGCUGAUUUGCAGGAACAAGUGGAUGCUGCGAUGGGUGCCGAAGAGAUGAUCGAAGUUCUUGGAGAACGCAAGAUAGCUUUGGAGGAAAAAGUAGCUAAAUUAGAAGAGGAAGUAUCGGAUUUGGAGGCCCUUCAGGAUACGACGGAUCAAUUGCUCGAGUCAUCGAAGGAGCUCGAAUUGGAGUUACGCGAAGAAUUAGACAUGGCUCUCAGCGCAGCUCGAGAAGCACAGCGUCAGAGAGACGCGGCUCUGGAGACUCUAUCGGAUAGAGAAUUGACCAUUUCGAAAUUCCGCGAGCUCACCCAAAAACUGCAAGUCCAGUGCAUCGAAUUGCAAGAGAAAUUGCAAUCGACGGGUGGUGUGAAAGGACAGACCGGGCAGCAGCUCGCUGAAAUUUUAGAUUUCCAGAAGACGUUCGCCGAGAGUCGAGCGCAGACCAAAGCCGUCGACUUGGAGUUGAGGCGGCUGGAUGCCGAGGAGGCACGAGCCCACGUCAACUACUUGCUGUCGUUCAUGCCGCCGGCGUUCAUGAGUCGCGGCGGCGAUCACGAUGCCAUUUUGACGUUGCUCUUGAUUCCCAGGACGAUACAGAAAACCGAUAUCGUCGUCUCCCAGGUCAGAGACAAGUACAAACUCGUCGAGAAAGUCGACAGGGCGUCGGUGCUCAAAGGUCACGCGGUGGCGCAGGCGGCCUUCAGCUCCCGACUGGCCGCGCACAUGUACAGCUUGCAAACGUCGCUGGGCUGCUUCGAUUCGGCCCUCAAAGCCUGCAGCACGGAAAACUUAUUGAAAUUGGGAAGCGCGUAUCCGGAGAUAGCUGCCCAGGAGAAGGCCGUCGAUUCGUUGAUCGAGCUCGCGAAACGAGAUCAGCUCGAUGAGAAUCUCGCGAUGGAGGCUAUCGAGCGCUGCUGCGCCUACUUCUUCACCCUCUACGGCGUGUACUUCGGCGAAGAAGAUUUCGCCAAUCAAGCAAAGCUAGUUUACAAUGGGACUAAGUGCAUCGGCAGUGCUUGCGAAGCCAUACGAGUGGAGGCGGCAGCCCUAAAAACUCUCAUAGACGGCGAGCCAGGGGACAUGGGUCUACUGUGUCAACACAUCGAGCUGACCUGCAAUUCGAUCGAGCAAAAUUUGAAAUCAGCCAGAAGACGCGUUCCCCGCGACUCUCUGAACGCGUCGACUCCCAACGAGGCUCAUCUCGGCCUCGAGCAGCACUGGUUCGAGCAAAUACAGAACUGCUACGAUCACGCCGUAAAACUGAUGCGCACCCUGCACGAUCUCGUGAAAAGCACGCUCCAAGCUGUACAAAGUUCCGGAGCAUCCGUGGAGCAAGAGAAAGGUUUGAGCUCGCCGCGUAUGAAGGAAAUGGCUGCCGCAUCGACGGAAAAAGUCUACGAAUCCGACGACAUUGGUGCAAUCGCAACUAUAAAAGCCAGCCUCGGCGUGAUACAAAAAACCGCUUCCAAUCUGUCCGAGCGCAUGUCCGAGUGCGAAAACGAACUGGCAAUGAGCAGUACCUCGGCGUCGCAGAAGAAAUUAUCUAACGCGGAGGAAACGAGUCCUAUCUCCAUCAGAGCGCAGGCGGCUCGAAAAGAGCUCGAGGAAACGAAAAUUCUCACGAGAAAACUCGAGGCGAAAGACAGCGACAUACGCGAGUCCAAAUUGGCUCUUCGCGAGAAGCAAGAAGAGCUGUCUGAGAUGAUCUUGAGAAAAGAAUUGGCCGAAAAGCGCCUAGCGACGCAACAGCACGAGCACGAGCUAGCUAUCGAGAAACUCAAGAGAAACUUGGAGGAGGUGCAGACUCAAUUAAGAAGAAAGGAAAAAGAGUUCGAGGAAACGAUGGACCACUUGCAAACGGAUAUCGACAGUUUAGAAUCAGAAAGAGGUCAGCUGAAAGAAAAACUCAAAUCUAUUGGCAAAAAAGGAGGCGUUCCGUCGACUCCUGGAUCGGAAAAUCUACCGAGUUUCGCGUCUUCUGGUACACCCAUGCUCGAGGGUGCUCUGCACGAUAAGCUCGAAGCUCUACGGGAAGCUCUGCGCGACGAGUCUCGUCAAAAGCGAAAUUUACUCGCCGACAGUCUACAGCGGAAACUCAACGCUCUGCCGGUUUUGCCUAAACUGGACGUGAAACCCGACGACGAUCCCAAAGUCAAGGAACUCGUGGAAAAGAAAACUGAACUGCUCAGGGAGGCCAAAAAAUUGACGUUCUUCCCGGUUGUGCCAGACUUAACGCGAAAGAAACUGCUUCUUGCUACGGAUGAACCUAUACUAGAAAAAGCUUUGCCUGUCUAUCAAUUGCUAGAAAGGGAGCAAAAUCUUAGAAAUUUGAAGAACCGCGUCGACGAAUUGAGCAAUCAAGUCCGAGAAGAAACGAUAAAGCGUACUUUCGGAGGCCAGGCUGAGGCGGAGUUUGCCGUAUUUCCAUCGCGGCAUGUGGCGGCAGCUUUGAAAAAUUCCAAGGAACCUGUCACUGCUGAAAUUAUAAUACCGCGAAAGGGCCCGUCGCAAAUCAUAAACAUGCCCGUUGGUACUCAAGAACUGCGUAAAGUUCACAUGCUGUUAUCGUAUUAAAGCUCUAUAGAAUUGUAUUAUUGUACAGACUUACCGCAAGUAAUUAUUGCUAUUGUUUUGUCCACACUGGCAUAUCGACGACAUAAUUGCAUAAUUAGGUAAAUUUAAUUUCGCGUCAGUGUUUUUCACCCUGUUACGGAAAAGAUGAAUGAAAUGUUAUAAUAAUUAUAUAUAUAACUGAUGCAGUAUAAAAUUACACUUUCCCGAGAAUUAAAAUGUGUAAAUAGCUUAUAUAUUGAUGGAAUAAUAAGAAUGAACAACGCACAGAAUGCAGUUAAUGAA
Messenger RNA from Trichogramma pretiosum, 4356 nucleotides. It is a transcript of the gene DCTN1-p150, whose product is annotated as dynactin subunit 1. The record is from RefSeq and is a predicted model, not a curated record. The transcript has 16 exons. The coding region runs from base 124 to 4074 and encodes 1316 amino acids. NCBI's taxonomy places the organism in Eukaryota, Metazoa, Arthropoda, Insecta, Hymenoptera, Trichogrammatidae.